AUGUCAGACUCUGAUAGUGAGUUAGAAACCCGUGUUUUAGAAGAUAACCACGGAGGGAGAAUAAACGUGGGUGGAGAGAGUAAAUUAGUUUUAGAUAAAGAAGGCAUACAAAGGAAAAUCGCAGCUUUGGAUUAUAAAACUCAAUUAGGGAUGAAUACUGUACCUUUUAUUGAAACUUUGGCUCUUGUAGAUAAAGAAGGAAGUAAAGAAAAGAUAGAUUUUAAAGAUAGUACAAAAAGAGAAUCAUAUUUUUACUCUAAUACAUUGAGAAACGUGAAUAGAGGCUGUAAGAUUCUAGCAAGUAUGAAUGUAAAAUGGAAUAGACCUGAUGAUAUGUUGGCUGAAAUGCUCAAAACUGAUCAACAUAUGAAGAAAAUUAAGAUGGAUUUACUUAAACAAGAACAAAAAAUUAAGGCAGUUGAACUUAAAAAGCAAAAAUAUGUAGAGAAGAAGUUCAAUAAAAAGAUUCAAGUUGAAAAAAAGAAACUUAGGAAGCAGGAAACUAAGAAGAACUUGAGGGAGAUUGAGAAUUGGAAAAAGAGUGAUCAUAAAAACAGUGCUUCUAUAGAGGAAUCUUUUGAUAAAUACUUUUCUAAAAAUACAAAGCAAUCCAAUCUUAACAAGAAUAAAAAAACAUCUAAGCAGAGUAUCAAGACAGUUAAUACUAUGAAAGCUAUGAAUUCCAAUAAAUCCACCAAAAGAGGGAGGAAAUGA
Molecule: messenger RNA, 714 nt
Organism: Cryptosporidium ubiquitum
Lineage: Eukaryota; Apicomplexa; Conoidasida; Eucoccidiorida; Cryptosporidiidae
Product: EBNA1 binding protein 2 nucleolar protein p40
Exons: 2
Coding region: 1-714 (237 amino acids)
Biological process (GO): ribosomal large subunit biogenesis; rRNA processing
Cellular component (GO): nucleolus; preribosome, large subunit precursor; nuclear periphery
Source: RefSeq, a predicted model, not a curated record